AUGAGUUCCUCAGCGGCUGCUGUGCUCUACACAGUCACCAUCUCGGUAUCUCCAGCUUCCGCUGUUCCCGAUGAUGCGUCCAAGAAGAGCCAUCAUCUCAAGGAUGGGUUCACGAAUCCUUGGGAGUCUUGGGAUGAGUUCAAAGGGAUGAAACCUUGGGAAAUUGCUAAGGUCUUACUCCAGCGGCGGAUAUCUGGACAAAGCAAUAUCCCCGAUACGACGCCCCCCACGGUUCCUGUGCAGAAACCUGAAUUCCUCCCCACUCGCGAAACGCCGAAUCUGAGAGCCACAUGGCUGGGGCAUGCUUGUUACUAUGUCGAGUUCCCAGGCGGUCUUCGGGUGCUUUUUGACCCCGUGUUUGAAGAUCGCUGCUCCCCGUUUUCAUGGCUGGGUCCGAAACGGUAUACAGAGGUACCUUGCCAGAUCAGUGACAUUCCCAUUAUUGAUGCUGUUGUCAUUUCGCACAACCACUACGAUCAUCUUUCCUACCCAACCGUGAAGGGGAUUGCGAAGAGACAUCCGAAUUGUCACUUCUUCGUCCCAUUGGGCAAUAAGCAGUGGUUCCAUGACUCUGGCAUUAAGAAUGUAACGGAAUUGGACUGGUGGGAUCAGCGCGAUAUCACACUGUCGCCUUCCCAAAACCAACCGACAGAGGGCAAAUCUGCCUCUCAAACGGGCGAUAUUACUGCUCGAAUCAGCUGCCUACCCUGCCAGCAUGCGUCUGCCAGGGGUAUCUUUGACAGGCAGAAGACUCUGUGGUCAUCGUGGGGGGUGGAAUCUGGCGGCCGCAAAGUCUUCUUCGCUGGAGACACUGGCUACAGGUCUGUACCUCUGCUUCCCGACGGCACUGAUGACUACGGCCCUGAACAUAACUAUCCGAGAUGUCCUGCAUUCAAACAAGUUGGGGAGUACAGAGGCCCCUUUGAUCUUGGGUUGAUUCCCAUCGGCGCCUACGCUCCGCGAUUCAUCAUGAGCUGUGUUCACGCGGACCCACAUGAUGCUGUGCAUAUUUUCCAAGACACCCAAUGCAAGAGAGCACUUGGGAUGCACUGGGGAACGUGGGUGCUUACUGAGGAAGAUGUCCUAGAGCCUCCCGAGAAGCUCAGGCAAGCUCUGAAACGUAAUGGUCUUCCAGAGACUGGCGUCUUCGACGUCUUUGGCGAGUUGUUUGGUCGGGGAUACCUCAUUCUCUCUCCUGUCAUUAUCAUUAUAAUUGUCAUUAAUACUAUUGAUAUUGAAUCGAACGAUCUCAAUCUGAAGCGUGUCUGCCAGGCAGACAAGCUGGCUGCCAUCUUUCUGGUCAUCCAGAUUCUCAGUACCUACAUUCGACUGGAAGGGGAUCAUUAA
Rasamsonia emersonii CBS 393.64 is the source of this 1347-nucleotide messenger RNA. Its product is annotated as Zn-dependent hydrolase/oxidoreductase family protein. Gene Ontology annotation, biological process: N-acylethanolamine metabolic process; N-acylphosphatidylethanolamine metabolic process. The record is from RefSeq and is a predicted model, not a curated record. Lineage: Eukaryota; Fungi; Ascomycota; Eurotiomycetes; Eurotiales; Trichocomaceae. Gene Ontology annotation, cellular component: membrane-bounded organelle; cytoplasm. Gene Ontology annotation, molecular function: N-acylphosphatidylethanolamine-specific phospholipase D activity. The transcript has 6 exons. Bases 1 to 1347 code for a protein of 448 amino acids.